This is a messenger RNA of Colletotrichum higginsianum IMI 349063, 1638 nucleotides long. RefSeq names its product Major facilitator superfamily transporter. The record is from RefSeq and is a predicted model, not a curated record. Gene Ontology annotation, molecular function: transmembrane transporter activity. Gene Ontology annotation, cellular component: membrane. The transcript is spliced from 6 exons. Gene Ontology annotation, biological process: transmembrane transport. Bases 1 to 1638 code for a protein of 545 amino acids. NCBI's taxonomy places the organism in Eukaryota, Fungi, Ascomycota, Sordariomycetes, Glomerellales, Glomerellaceae.
AUGGCCUCCCAAGCCCCGGCAACGAACCAGACCGGCGGCCGUACUGCCGAUGUCAUAGAGCCUGUCCAGGAGACACAGCCAACGCCCGCCAACCCGUUGCAAGAGAAGGCGGCCCAGUUCCUGGCGGCACAUGGAGGCGGGGAUACCACUUUCACCUACGAAGAGGAGAAGGCCGUCCUAAAGCGGAUCAACCUCCGCGUUCUCCCUUUGAUUCUAGGAGCUUAUUUCUUCCAGCAGCUCGACAAGAGUUCUCUCAGCUAUGUGUCCAUCUUCGGCUUCCAAGAAGACGCGAACCUCCACGGCCGGCAAUACAGCUGGCUCGGCUCCAUCCUCUACAUCGCCCAGCUCGUCUGGCAGCCCGCCGCCGCCUUCAUCCUCGUGAAGCUCCCCAAUGGCAAGGUCAUCGCCGCCGCCAUCUUCCUGUGGGGAUCCUCGCUGGCCAUCAUGACCGCCUGCACCAACUUCGGCGCCCUCCUCGGCCUCCGCUUCCUGCUCGGCACCUUUGAGGCCAUGAUCGCGCCGUCGUGCCUGGCCGUGACGACGACGUGGUGGAGGCGGAGCGAGCAGACGCUGGUGACCAGUUCGUGGAACGCCAUGAACGGCGUGACCUUCAUCGUCGGCAGUUUGUUCACAUACGGCCUUGGUCACAUCGAGAGCGACAAGCUGUUCAAGUACCAGAUCAUUUUCUUGUUCUGCGGACUGCUAACAGUGACAUACUCGAUCGUCGUCCUCGUGUUCAUGCCUGACUCGCCCAUGUCAGCCAAAUACCUUACGGAACGGGAAAAGGUCAUCGCCGUCGAGCGACUCCGGGCCAACCAGAUGGGCAUCCAGUCCGGUAUCUGGCGCUGGGAUCACGUCUGGGAGACCUUCAUGGACCUGAAGACGUGGUGCUGGUUCGUCCUAGUCGUCGCCAUCUCCAUCGCCAGCGGCGGUAUCUCAACGUUCGGCAACCUGAUCGUCAAGUCGUUCGGGUACAACAGCUUCCAGACGAUCUUAUUCAACAUCCCCUUUGGCGUCAUCCAGAUCGUUGCCAUCAUGGGCAGCGGCUGGAUCGCCACACGAACGCAGCGGAAGGGCCUGGUCAUUGCUGGGAUUGCCGUCAUUCCCGCCAUUGGCACCAUCCUCAUGCUCACCAUUCCACGCCAGCACAAGGGCGUCUUGCUGUUCGGAUACUACUUGGUUUCAACCCUCGCGGCCAUCACCCCUCUGAUCUAUACCUGGCAAGCACAGAAUACCGCUGGCGACACCAAGAAGAAGACCACGUCGGCUGUUGUUUUCAUUGGCAUGUGCACCGGCAACAUCAUUGGUCCGUUGCUUUACUCCGUCGAUGACGCUCCGGUCUACCGCCCCGGCUUGAUUUCAAACCUCGUCAUGUUCAUCCUCGUAGCCUUUAUGGGAGCCCUUAUACCUCUUUACCUCAAAUACCUUAAUGUCCAGCACGCCAAGCGCCGCGAGGCCCUCGGCAAGAGCACGCAGAUCGUGGACGAGUCCAUGAUGCGCAACAAGGACGUACAGGAUAGCAAGGCGGUGGAGUUGGAGGAGGAUCCUCAGCGACACCAGCACAGAACCAUCGAGGAAGACCAUGGCCUGCAGGACAUGACCGACCUCAAGAACGAGGAUUUCAUCUUUGUGUACUAG